Messenger RNA from Hemibagrus wyckioides, 9440 nucleotides. RefSeq names its product collagen, type VII, alpha 1 (gene col7a1). Gene Ontology annotation, molecular function: protein binding. NCBI's taxonomy places the organism in Eukaryota, Metazoa, Chordata, Actinopteri, Siluriformes, Bagridae. The transcript is spliced from 116 exons. The coding region runs from base 286 to 9153 and encodes 2955 amino acids. The record is from RefSeq and is a predicted model, not a curated record.
GACUUAGCUGCAGGCACACACGGCACACGGACAAGUCUGGACUGUAGUCCCGGAGAAAGCCGGGAGAAACAGUGCUGCUGCUAUAUCGGUUUAUAUGAGGCUCGAAACGACACUCUAAAGUUUUUGCACAGAGAGAGAGAGAGAGAGAGAGAGAGAGAGAGAGAGAGACAGAGAGAGGCUACCUGGAUGUUAAUGGGCGCACGAGACAUUAAGUGAAGCUUGUCUUUGUGUGAGGAUUAUGCCUCAGGUGAACUGACAGACUUCUGCACCUUUCACAGUGUAAAGAUGUGGCCCCGGGUUUUGGUGGCUGCUGUGUUGCUGUUCCUCCCAAGCAGAUCAACAGCUCAAGGAACAUGUGAUAAUGUGGGCGCGGCGGAUAUCGUGUUCCUGGUGGACGGCUCUUCCAGUAUUGGACGGACCAACUUCGCCCUGGUCAGGAGUUUCAUGGCGGGGAUCAUCAGACCCUACGCUAAAGCAGUGGGAGCCGCGGGAAUCCGGGUCGGAGCCGUGCAGUACAGCGACACAGCCAGGGUGGAAUUUACCUUCACUACGUAUCUGAGCGGCACAGAGCUGCUGAGCGCCAUCGAGAACCUCAACUAUAAAGGAGGAAACACUCGCACCGGAGCCGGCCUCAAAUACAUAGCAGAUAACUUCUUCAACCCCAGAACCACCAGAAACGUGCCCAAGCUUGCGAUCCUGAUCACAGAUGGGAAAUCUCAGGACAGUGUUCAGGAACCUGCUGAGAAACUGCGCAGCUUAGGAGUCAAGAUAUUUGCCGUGGGUAUAAAGAGUGCAGAUCAGAGAGAGCUGGAGCUCAUCUCCUCACCUCCUCAGAGUGAAUUCACUUCCUUCAUCGAGAAGUUUAAGGAUCUCAGCUCUCUCUUGCCCACGCUGUCUCCUCGUGUCUGUUCGGCGUCCGGUGGCACCUAUUCGAGCGACGCUGCCUUCAGCGGCCCGGCUGACUUGAAGUUUACAGAGGAGACCUCUAAUUCGAUUCGGUUCAGGUGGACGGCUGCAGGAGGGCCAGUAACGACUUAUCUGGUCCAGUACACGCCACUGUCCGGUCUGGGGCAGCCGUUAACAGCCGAGCUGCGACAGGAGACGGUGCCAGCCAGUCAGCAGGCCUACUUGGCGCGAGAUCUUCGCUCAGGCACAGACUACUUAGUGUCGGUUAUCGCCCAGUACCCCAACAGCGUGGGCGAGUCCGUGUCUGCCAAAGCUCGAACUAGGUCUGUGCAGGGCGUGGCCACGCUGCGGUUGGUACAGGCAGGGUUCUUUACUUUAGCUCUGGCAUGGGACCGUCCUUCUGGUUCCAUACAGGGCUACAGGAUUGCAUAUGGACCCCAAGGUGAGCUUGCAUCCUUGCUGCGGGAGCAGACACUUGGGGCCGAAGCCACUUCUGUCACGCUGGACGGUCUUCAGGCGGACACUGAAUAUGUUAUCAGCCUGUAUCCUCUGGUGUCUCGGGGCAAUAUUCCACCCACUACAUUAACAGCCAACACAUUGCGUUUACAAGGAGUGCAGCAGCUCUCGGUGGUCACAAGCUCAAACAGCAGUGUUGAGGUGCGAUGGAAAGGAGUGAACGGUGCCAGAGGAUACAGGGUGGUCUGGGGCCCGUUUGUGGGAAGUGCAGUAGGGACUGUAGAGGUGAGUGGUGACAGUGAGUCUCACACUCUGGUGAAUCUGCGUCCAGACACUGAAUACCUCGUCACGGUCAUUGCUCUGUAUAAUGGAGAAACAGAAGGACCAGCAGCAAACGCACGCUUUAAAAUAGAGCGAGCGGAGCAGCAGGUUUUGAGAGCCGUCACAACCGGACCCUCCAGUAUCCUUCUGACCUGGAACCUCAUAACAGCAGCCAAGGGCUAUCGACUGGAAUGGAGGAAAGAGGGAGAGAGCAGCAGAGUUCAGAAACAGACCUUCCCCCAGAGUACCACAAGAUACGAGAUUAAAGGCCUUCAGCCGAGUACGGAUUACAUCAUCACUCUGUACACGCUGUACGAUGGACGUGAGGAGCCCACACCAGCGUUACCUCUGAUUGGUCGAGUCACCAAUCUGCGAGUGGUGGAGAUAACAGGACGCACCGUACGGCUGGCCUGGACUGGGGUUGCCGGGGCGACGCAGUACAACAUCAUUAUAAUCGACGGGGAGUCUGGGUCGGAGGUAAAACGUGUUGUUUAUGGAAAUCAGACGACGUUCGACCUCCGUGACCUUACAGGAGGUGUGUCUUACUCUGUGAGCGUGAGCGCCUCAGUGGGCUACAGUGAGGGACCUUCUGCAACCAUCUACAUCACACCAGAGUUUGAGACAGGAGCAGUUCCAGGAAGAGUGAGUAACCUGCGUGUGGUGAAUGCCAACAGUCGACGGAUCAGGAUCGCCUGGAAUCUGGUCAGUGAGGCUACGGGUUACAGAGUCACCUGGAGACAAGGCAAUAAUCCAGAGCAGUUCCAUGAGCUCGGUGGAGACAUCAAUUCCUACACUAUAGAGCGACUGCAGCCUGACGAGUCCGUCAUUGUGGGCGUGGCUGCUAUGAUUGACAGUCAGCUUGGAGAAGUGGAGACUCUCUCCACCAGGACAAACGGCUACGUCGGGACAAUCACUGGUCUACGGUUUACAGAAAUCGGCUCCACACUGAUUCGCAUAUCGUGGGAUUCUGUACCUAGAGCAACGGGAUACAAAAUCACCUGGCAUAAUAGUGAUGGAGUGGAAGACUCUCAGAUCAUAUCUGCCGGUCUCACGUCCUACACCAUCAGUGGCUUACAGCAAGGCUCCGCCUACAGAAUAUCUGUCUCUGCUCUGAUUGGCUCCCGUGAGGGACCGGCUGCCACUCAGAACGCCAGGACAGUUACAGAGGUCGGACGUGUUACUGGUGUACAACACGAGACUCGAGGGGGGUUUGUGAGGAUCAGCUGGGUUGGAGUUCAGGGGGCAACAGCCUACAGGGUGAUUUGGACGAGAUCUGACGGUGGAGAGGAGCUGUCUCAGCUGGUUGGUGGCAAUAUAACAUCAGUGGAUUUGAAGCAACUGGAAGGAGGAACUCAGUACGACAUUCAGGUUGUGGCUCUGGUCCAGAACAGAGAAGGACCUCCUGUUUCUGUCAAGGUCACCACAGGUCCGUCCUAUGAGCGACCUGAGGGAGUGCGUGUUGACCCGGUUGGUCCAGCAUCACUGCGUAUCAUUUGGAGAGCAGUGAGAGAAGCUGACGGAUAUCGAAUCUACUGGAGCUCCUCGCAAGGUGAAACCGAAUCGAACCGUCUGAUUGAUCGAGACACGACCUCGUACACGCUGGAAGGACUUCGUCCUGGACUGACCUACACCAUCAGACUGGCUGCUUUGUUCAAUGGCAGAGAAGGUCAACCGGUCACCAUCACACAGUCCACUGCUUCACAGCAGUCUGUAACAAACUUCAGGGUGGUAGAUAUUACCCAGAAUUCUGUACUGCUGGCGUGGAACCCUCUAUCAGGUGUCACUCGAUAUGAACUGCGAUGGCAGGACGAAAGGGACCCAGGUAGCAUCCAGUCGCUCACUCUCCCUGAUACGACCAGCUCGUUCCGCGUGACGAACCUGAGACUGGGCCGUCAGUACCGCUUCACCGUGCAGCCCGUCUUCUACGAUUACACCGGCCUCGAGUCUGCUGUGGAGGAGCGCACAGUGUGUGUGGAUGGGCAUUUGGACCUGGUGUUCGUGAUCCCUGCCACUCGGGAUCGCUCUGCUUUACAGGAAUCCGUUUUGUCGUUGCUUACAAGUGCUGCCGGAUCUCUCUCCUCCAUUGGAGCCCGGGAAUCACAGGUGGCGGUGGUGGUCUACGGCGCCGAACCCAAAGUGCGUUUCCUCCUCAGUCGGCAUAGCAACAGGGAAACCCUUCUGAGGGAGAUUUUCUCCACCCCAUUUACAGAGAGAUCGGGAAAUAAUAUAGGUCAGGCCUUGACGUUCACACGUCAGUAUCUCUUGAGUGAGAAUGCGGGACGAAGGCCUGGCAUUCCGGGCGUGGUUGUCGUCAUUGCUGACAGGAAAUCUGAAGAUGAUAUCCGGCGUCCUGCGACUGCACUGGGAGACUCGGGUGUGGCGGUGCUGGCCGUUGGACUUGAGCGAGCGAACUCAGAGGAGCUGCUAGCGGCGGUUACAGACAGAAGCACACAGAAUCUGCUGCAGGCUCGAGAUGCAGAUGAUCUCAACAGACUCCAACCUGAGCUAGCAGAGCUGCUCUGCGGCUUUGCCAGAGGAUCUGUUGUCCCGGGCCCAGGACCUAAUGGUUGUACUCAGUGCCCACCGGGCCAUAAAGGGGAACCAGGGCAGAAGGGUGAGAGAGGAAGUGACGGUGUGCCUGGGAGGAAAGGAGACCCUGGUCGUGACGGAACUCCUGGACGUGACGGUCCUAGGGGACCCGAGGGACCUGUUGGUCCUCCAGGACCAUCAAUACGUGGAGUAAAAGGAGAGCCUGGGGUUCCAGGGCUGCAGGGGAAUCCAGGCGUUCCUGGUCGUUCAGGAUCCCCCGGUGUUACAGGACCUCCUGGCUUGCAGGGAUUACCUGGAGUCAGAGGAGACCCUGGAGAGACCGGUAGUGCAGGUUUGUCUGGAUCCAAGGGACAGAAAGGUGAUCGGGGUGAGCCGGGAUCCGUCGUCGGAGUCGUGCCAGGGCGCAAAGGAGAGCCAGGUCUACCUGGGCUACACGGUACUCCAGGACUACCAGGCACUGUCGGGCCAAAGGGAGAGGCAGGAGUUCCGGGACUGCCAGGAAACGAGGGGCCUCCUGGACCAUCUGGCAUACCUGGGCUCUCAAUAAAGGGUGAGAAAGGAAGCCGUGGUGAACCGGGCAUUCCCGGAGGGGGCAGUGGGCCUGCAGUUAGAGGAGAAAAAGGUGAACCGGGACGUCCCGGACCUGCAGGACCUCAAGGACCCACUGGAUUAACAGGACUGAAAGGAGCCAAAGGAGAACCAGGAGAGAGUAUAAAAGGCAGUCCAGGAUCCCAAGGAUCACCAGGGGAGCCGGGUGACAGGGGUCCUCGAGGUCCUCCUGGUGAAAUUGGAAGCAAGGGAGAUCGAGGACAGGCUGGAGAGCCCGGGUCACAGGGUGACAGGGGUGAGAGAGGGCCACCUGGUCCAGCAGGAGAUAAGGGUGAUCUGGGUAGAGCAGGACUCCCUGGAACCCCAGGAGCCAGGGGUUUGCCUGGUUCAAAUGGACUUCCAGGUGAAAAGGGAGCCCAAGGAGCGAAAGGAGAACCGGGUGAUGGCCCAGGUUCACUGGGAAGGAAAGGAGAGAAGGGUGACAGAGGAGCUCCAGGUUCUGAGGGUCUUGCAGGUGACAAGGGAGAACCAGGACAGAAAGGAGACCGGGGUCUUCCUGGAGUAGGACUACCUGGUCAGCUUGGACCUAAGGGCGAGCAGGGUGAUCGGGGUCUUUCUGGACUUGCUGGAAGAGCUGGAGCAAAGGGAAAUCAGGGUGAAGCGGGAGAGAGAGGAGAGCCGGGAAAUCCCGGGCCUGCAGGUCCACCUGGACCCAAAGGGAAAGACGGUGUAAAAGGUGACAAAGGAGAAGACGGAGUUCCGGGGGAGUCCGGUUUGCCCGGGAAGCCAGGAGAACGUGGACUGAGGGGUAUUCCUGGACAAACUGGACAGGCGGGAGAGAAGGGAGACGUGGGUGAUCCUGGAGAGCAUGGACGAAACGGUUCUCCUGGGCCUGCAGGACCACGAGGACAAAAGGGAGAUCAGGGCAUCCAAGGUCCCCCAGGACCCCCUGGAGAUAUGGCAGAUGGGCAGGUUCUUCUGAAGGGAGAAAGAGGAGAAAAGGGAGAGCCCGGUGACCCUGGAAAAGACGGUUCUAAAGGCCAGCAAGGAGAAUCAGGAACCCCGGGCACACCAGGAUUACGGGGACCUGAGGGUCAGCGAGGACCAGUAGGAGCAAGAGGAGAUCCAGGAGAGAGAGGAAGUCCAGGAGAGAAGGGAGAAAGAGGAGCUGCUGGUUUGGAUGGACGUCCUGGUCAGGAUGGGAAACCCGGGCCACCUGGAUCCCCCGGUUUAAGGGGUGAUCCUGGCAAAACAGGGGAACCUGGCAGAGACGGAUUAGCAGGACUCAGAGGACCUCAGGGACCUCCAGGGCCUGUAGGACCUCCAGGAGCUGCAGGAAUACCUGGUAAAUCAGGAGAAGAUGGAAAACCUGGAUCUCCUGGAAAAGCCGGUGAAGAUGGCGUCCCUGGUGAGGAUGGCAGAAAGGGUGAUAAAGGAGAGUCAGGAGCCCCAGGAAAAAAUGGUCACGAUGGGCUGAAAGGGGAUCGGGGCAUUGCAGGACCUCCUGGACCCACUGGACCUUCUGGACCACAAGGGGUUCCUGGGAACAUCGGACCUCCAGGGCAGGUGAUAUAUGUUAAAGGGGCUGACGUAUCAGCUAUUCCAGGACCACGAGGACCACCAGGACCUCCUGGAAUACCAGGAGAUUCAGGAGCUAGGGGUGAGAGAGGAUCACAAGGAGCAAAAGGAGAUCAGGGAGAUCCAGGAGAAGAUGGCUCACCCGGUAAACCAGGGACUCCAGUGGAUGUGAAGAGAGCACUUUCAGAUUUUGGCAUUGAGGUCAGGGAUCUGCAGAUGGUGAUGGAAAAGAAAGAUGUCCUGCUGAGUGAAAUCGUAGAACGAACAAAUAAAGGAGCAAAAGGGGAUAAAGGAGAUUUAGGACCCCAAGGCCCUGCUGGUUCAGAUGGUGUUCGAGGAUUUCCAGGGGAGCGAGGACUGAAAGGUGAUAAGGGAGACACAGGGUCUCCUGGUCCCCAGGGUCCUACUGGCAGAGCUAUUGGAGAAAGAGGCCCAGAGGGUCCUCCUGGACAGGCAGGUGAACCUGGCAAACCAGGAAUACCUGGAGUACCAGGAAGAGCUGGAGAGCUAGGAGAGUCUGGCAAACCUGGAGAUAAGGGAGAGAGAGGCGAGAAAGGAGAUAAAGGGGAGACGGGUAAAACUGGGCUUAAUGGUGUAGCAGGACCUCCUGGACCUAAGGGUGACUCCAUAGUUCAGUCUGUUCCUGGUCCACGGGGUCUGCCAGGCCCUCAAGGUAUUAAAGGAGAAGAUGGUGCUCAAGGAUCUUCUGGACCUAAAGGAGACCGGGGACCCCAAGGGUUCCGUGGAGAGAAGGGCGAUAGAGGAGAAGUAGGGGAAAAGGGCAGAGACGGCCUUCCUGGUUUUGCCGGAGAACCUGGGAAACCUGGACUGGAUGGAAAGCCGGGUUUAAAGGGCUCAUCUGGUCUACCAGGCCAACCCGGGAACUCUGGAGAACCAGGGAUUCAAGGACCCCCUGGACCAAUGGGUUCUGUAGGACCUCCAGGACCACCCGGUGUGAAGGGUGACCAUGGAGAGGCAGGAAUAGGAAUACAAGGUCCUCCAGGUCCACAAGGCAUCCGAGGGUUGUCCGGACUUACAGGCACACCAGGAGCUAUAGGACCACAAGGACCUCCAGGCCUCCCAGGACAAACAGGAGAAGGAGGAAAGCCUGGAGUUCCUGGAAGAGAUGGCAUACCUGGAAAGGAAGGAACACCGGGCCUGCCAGGAAAACAGGGUAUAGCAGGACCUGUAGGACCUCCAGGCACGAAAGGCGAGCAAGGAGACACCGGGCCGCCUGGAAAAUCGGUAGCUGGACCCCCUGGAGUGAAGGGAGAACGGGGUCUUCCUGGUGAAACACUGCCUGGAGUAGCAGGAGAGAGAGGCUUAACUGGACCGCAGGGUAUUAAAGGCGAUAAGGGACCAGCUGGAAUCAAAGGUGACCGAGGUGCAAGCGGUGACCCGGGUGAACCUGGAGAAAGUGGACAAAGAGGACCUCUAGGACCUAAAGGAGCCAAAGGUGAAGCCGGUGUUGGAAUGGUUGGCCCUCCAGGACAGACUGGACCUGCAGGCUUAAAGGGUGAUCCUGGUCUCCCAGGCUCUCCAGGCCUACCUGGACCUCAGGGAAUAUCAGGAACAACAGGACUUGCUGGCCAAAGAGGGGAACCAGGUCAGCCAGGAAAUCCAGGACCUCCAGGGGAGAGGGGACUGCAAGGCUUCAUAGGAAAAGCAGGAAACCCAGGGACACCCGGUAAUCCUGGAGAACCUGGACCACCAGGUAGUGCAGGUCCACUGGGGCCGAAAGGCGAUAAAGGUGAGGUUGCUGUAGGAGUACCAGGACUGAGAGGAGAGAGAGGAGACCCUGGGCCUCGGGGAGAAGAGGGACGACCUGGAAUGGAUGGAGAGAGAGGUCCUCCGGGAUUUCCAGGUGGCAAAGGAGCCAGAGGAGAAAAGGGUGAAGGAGGACCUCAAGGAGAGAGAGGAGAGAAGGGUGAAACUCUGUUGGUGGGCGGGGCUCCUGGGGAGAAGGGUAAUAAGGGUGAAACGGGAGAACGAGGUGCGAAAGGAUUACAAGGUGAAAAGGGCGUGAAAGGUCAAGAGGGACCACCAGGGGUACAGGGUCUGCGUGGAGAGGCUGGUGAGAGGGGGUCACCUGGGUUUCAGGGUGCUCGUGGACCAGGAGGACAGAAGGGAGAAGCAGGACAGCCUGGAGUUUCAGGAGAAGCUGGUACACCUGGGAAAGAUGGCCUCCCUGGAGUGAGAGGUGAGAAGGGAGAGAUUGGACUCAUCGGCAUGCGAGGACCUAAGGGAGAGAGAGGACCCAAAGGAGCAUGUGGACCAGAGGGACAAAAAGGAGAAAGGGGGGAUUCUGGACUGAACGGCAGAUCAGGUUUACCUGGAAGAAAAGGAGAGGCGGGUGAUGUGGGAUCUCCAGGAGCUACCGGAGCGCCAGGUAAAGAGGGCCUGGUCGGACCCAAGGGUGACCGAGGAUUUGAUGGACUAAUGGGACCAAAGGGAGAACAAGGAGAAAAGGGUGAACGGGGUCCUCCUGGUAUCCCUGGACCCCCGGGUCCCAGAGGUGUCGAUGGGCCUCCGGGUCUGACAGGUCCUCAAGGACUUGCUGGAGUUAAAGGUCCUGAAGGACUGCAGGGACAGAAGGGUGAACGAGGUCCUCCAGGCCCUGCUUCGGUUGGCCCCCGUGGCAUCCCAGGAGUCCCAGGCGAGAGAGGAGAACAGGGAGAAACCGGUCUCGAUGGAGUGAAAGGAGACAGGGGAGAGCCGGGCAUGACGGAGGAAGAAAUCCGAGCGUAUGUUCGCUCUGAGAUGAGUCAGCACUGUGCCUGUGGAGGUAAGUGACCUUAAAGCAUAACGUCGCCGCCAUUAACCUUUUUUAGAAUUCACUUUAGCACUAGCUCAGCAUUGAAAAGGUUAUGUAGUGACACUGCGAACCCAAACUAUCAUGGAUCAUAGGAUCAUUACAGCAUGCUUUAAUGACUGUAUUUCAUUUUAGAAAAUCUGACCUGACCUUUCAAAACAUGAUUUACAUUCUAGGAGUUUGGAGGCGGUACAUCCGUGGAUCAUUAAAAAUUAUCUUUAAAAAAAAGUUCCCAAUGAUCCCAAUAUACUAGAUUUUGUUUCUCAUU